AUGAUUGCCAAGGCCUAUCACCUAAUGUUAAUUCACGGUGGGGGUCGGGCCACGCUUGCUACGAUAAGGCAAACCUACUGGCCCGUCAACGGAAGGAGAUUAGUCCGGAGUGUGCUGCGAAACUGCUUACGUUGUGUUCGAGCCAGUCCUGUUCCAGCAGCUCAACAGAUGGGGCAACUACCAGCUCAUCGUGUCACCGCUAGCAGACCAUUUACCAUUACCGGCGUCGACUUUGCGGGUCCAGUGUACCUGAAACCUCCAUACAAACGUGCAGCCGCGAUUAAGGCGUACAUCUGCAUAUUUAUUUGUUUUUGUACAAAGGCCGUCCAUAUCGAGCUGGUCGGCGAUCUAUCGACUCAAAUGUUUCUUUGUGCACUUCGUCGGUUCAUCGCCCGUCGCGGUCGGCCAAGUGACAUGUACUCCGACAACGGUAAAAACUUUGAAGGAGCAAAAAAUGAACUCGAUGAGAUACGACGAAUGCUUUAG
Messenger RNA from Topomyia yanbarensis, 486 nucleotides. RefSeq lists its product as uncharacterized. Lineage: Eukaryota; Metazoa; Arthropoda; Insecta; Diptera; Culicidae. Gene Ontology annotation, molecular function: nucleic acid binding. Gene Ontology annotation, biological process: DNA integration. The transcript has a single exon. The coding region runs from base 1 to 486 and encodes 161 amino acids. The record is from RefSeq and is a predicted model, not a curated record.